Myodes glareolus (Bank vole) is the source of this 5763-nucleotide messenger RNA. NCBI's taxonomy places the organism in Eukaryota, Metazoa, Chordata, Mammalia, Rodentia, Cricetidae. The record is from RefSeq and is a predicted model, not a curated record.
UGGGCAGAAGAGUCUUUGGCGGUGUUCACAGCAGGGAAGGAGAGGAAUCACACACAGACUGCUGAGCUGUGUCAGUGACUAUCAUCUGUUCUACACGAUGAGUAACAGCCACCCUCUUCGCCCCUUUACUGCAGUGGGGGAAAUCGACCAUGUGCACAUUCUGUCUGAGCACAUUGGUGCCUUGUUGAUUGGUGAAGAAUAUGGCGAUGUCACAUUUGUUGUGGAAAAGAAGCGGUUUCCUGCCCACAGGGUAAUUUUAGCAGCUAGGUGCCAAUAUUUUAGAGCAUUACUGUAUGGCGGGAUGCGAGAGUCUCAGCCUGAAGCAGAAAUCCCCCUCCAGGACACCACCGCAGAAGCAUUCACAAUGCUGCUCAAAUACAUCUACACUGGGCGGGCGACACUGACAGAUGAGAAGGAGGAGGUGCUGCUGGAUUUUUUGAGCCUGGCUCAUAAAUAUGGAUUUCCAGAGCUAGAGGAUUCUACUUCUGAGUAUCUCUGCACCAUCCUUAACAUCCAGAAUGUCUGUAUGACUUUUGAUGUUGCCAGUCUCUACUCACUGCCCAAGUUAACUUGUAUGUGCUGCAUGUUCAUGGACAGGAAUGCUCAGGAGGUGCUUGCCAGUGAAGGCUUCCUCUCCCUUUCCAAGACGGCACUUCUGAACAUCGUUUUAAGAGAUUCGUUUGCUGCUCCUGAGAAAGAUAUUUUCUUAGCCUUGUUAAACUGGUGUAAGCACAAUGCAAAGGAGAACCAUGCUGAAAUCAUGCAGGCUGUGCGUUUACCUCUGAUGAGCCUCACUGAGCUUCUGAAUGUCGUGAGACCUUCAGGGUUGUUGUCUCCAGACGCUAUUCUAGAUGCCAUUAAAGUGCGUUCAGAGAGCCGGGAUAUGGACCUUAACUACAGAGGCAUGCUCAUACCAGAAGAAAACAUCGCAACUAUGAAGUACGGAGCCCAGGUUGUGAAAGGAGAGCUGAAGUCAGCCUUGUUGGAUGGUGACACUCAAAAUUAUGACUUGGAUCAUGGAUUUUCCAGACAUCCCAUCGAUGAUGACUGCCGCUCUGGCAUUGAAAUCAAGCUUGGCCAGCCAUCCAUUAUCAACCACAUACGCCUCCUCCUGUGGGACCGUGACAGCCGGUCUUAUUCCUACUUUAUUGAAGUGUCCAUGGAUGAACUUGACUGGAUCAGAGUCAUAGAUCACUCGCAUUACCUGUGUCGGUCUUGGCAGAAGUUGUAUUUUCCAGCUCGCGUCUGCAGGUAUAUCCGAAUAGUUGGGACUCACAACACAGUGAACAAGAUUUUCCACAUUGUGGCUUUUGAAUGUAUGUUUACAAACAAAACCUUUACUCUGGAAAAGGGCCUAAUAGUUCCCAUGGAGAAUGUUGCAACGAUUGCUGAUUGUGCCAGUGUUAUUGAAGGAGUCAGUCGGAGCCGAAAUGCCUUGCUGAAUGGGGACACUAAGAAUUAUGACUGGGAUUCUGGCUACACGUGUCAUCAGCUGGGAAGUGGUGCAAUUGUGGUUCAGCUGGCACAGCCAUACAUGAUUGGGUCGAUACGGUUAUUACUCUGGGACUGUGACGAUCGAAGCUACAGUUACUACGUUGAGGUUUCCACCAAUCAGCAGCAGUGGACCAUGGUGGCUGACAGAACAAAAGUGUCCUGCAAGUCCUGGCAAUCAGUCACUUUUGAAAGACAGCCUGCCUCCUUCAUCCGAAUCGUUGGAACACACAACACAGCAAAUGAGGUGUUCCACUGUGUCCACUUUGAGUGUCCAGAGCAGCAGAGCAGCCAGAAAGAAGAGAGCAGUGAGGAACCGGGGACAGGGGACCCCAAUACCCCCAGUCAGCAGCUCGACCCUCAUGCACUGCGAGCACCCAGCGCCAGCUCACUGCCCCCGAGUCCGGGCCCCAACUCGCGCUCACCCAACCAACAGUACCAAUAAAGAAGGCAGAGGACGCGGUGUGACUUGGGUGGGCAGCAGUGUGCCCUCCAGGCAGGCCCUGUGUGCAGCACCCUCCCCCAUCUCUGGGAGGAGCAGACCCGGCUGCAAAAGCCACCCCAACCAGGCUUUUCCCCCAGGGGACAGAAGGGCACCCAUGUUCUCCCCACUCUUCAGGUAGUCUUCAGGGGGAGGAAAUGGGUCUCGAUUCUCCAAGUCCACCGUCAAUUCCUACCUCUCAUGUCACCAAGGUACCAGUGCAGAAGGAAUCUAGAGACAAGCCAAGCUCAGUACAAGAAGGAACCCUAGGCCUUGACAACCAGAAAAGGGCCCAUGCCCAAGUGUCCCCACUGUGGCGCCCAUUGCCUCUGCAUUGCUACUUGGUGAUUUACAGUCAUGUAGUUUGUCCUCAGCUGCUGCGUCAUGGCUGCUGCAGCCUUGUGGAACUGCUCUGGCCCUCUGCAGCUGCAAGGGUCCUCAGUCUCCAGUGCCUGCACAUGGGCAGAGCAGAAGCUGCCCCUCCUAAAUGACACCAGAUGCGGCUCAUCAUGACACUUAGCCUGACCAGGAAAAUCCUCGAAGUUCAACCAGACACACAAUGUGCAAACCAAUCUUUGGACACUAGAGUUAAUAAUUGAUCAAAUUGCCAGCCUGGGAGGCAGCCUGGAAGCAGUGGCCGUGCCAGCUGCUGGAGGACCGCUCAGAAACCUGAAGACAGACGCUGCCCAGUCCUAGGCUGACUCUGCGGGCCUCGUGGCUCGGCUGCGCUUGUUCAGCCAACAGAUGGGGUGUCAGGAGCACAGGCCUGGGAUGGUGAAGAGCAGAUUCUUAGGGGCCUCCUUUUUUAACUGCUGCAGCUCCCACUAUCAUGCUCAUGUAUAGCUCCUGCCUCUGCACCUCCCUGUUGCAUCCUGAGACCCCAUGAGGUCUCCUUAGCACUUCCUGUGAGCAUGUUCAGAGAGGGUGGAGCGUCAGGUCGGGUCCUGCUCUAGAAGUGAAAGGAUGGGUCAGCCAGCUUUCUCUGAGUUUGGAAUGGGUUGUCCACACUGAAGAGGUGGCAGCAUGAGGCCACAGGCUGCAGUGGGGGUCAUCUUCCUAGGCGUUCAGGCCUAGGGUGCAAAGCUGGUCCUGAGGGAGACUAGUCCACAGUCCGAACCUCUGGCUUCACUGCUGUGUGGUAUGGCUGCAUCAGGUAGGAGGCUCCUGUGUGUGGAUAGGGUGCAGCCAUUGUUUAUGGGGUGCUGCCCAAAGCCCCAGCCCAGCUGCUAGUCAGCCUGGAGAACUGUCUGUCCACUCAACAUCUCUACAAGCAGCACCCCCUGCCAGUGCACAAGGAACCCCAUCCUGUGGAGGGUGGAAUUUCUACCUUUGGAGGAUAAUGCAUGAGGCUUGUUCGUCUUGUUCUUGUUCAGUUAUUUGCUUCAGAUAGUUCUUCUCUGUGUAGCCUAGGUUGGCCACACUCAGGGCAAUCCUCCUGCUUCAGCACCCUGAGUUCUGGGUUUACAGUUAUUAGGUAGCACUGUACUGGUGGACUCUGACCCUGAGGACUUGUUGGGUGCCAAGGAGCCACAGUCAUAGGGGACAGAGGCACUGUGAGCCAUUGCUCCCUCAGCCCUGCCCUCCCCUAAGGUCAACUGCUGGAGAGUGUGGCUGCUGCCUGAUGCCCCUGGCAAUGCCAGCUGUGAAAGGGCACCUGUUUCUAGGUCACCUGGGCUCUGCAGAGCCUCUUGCGCUCCUUUAGAUCAUGUUCUUUAGGAUGGCAGAUGUUCGCAUUAGGACUUUUGGAAGAAGAGUUCAGUGUCAUCCACAGGGGCUCCUGGGACCAUUUGGGCUCCGUACAGCAGCUCCAGGCAGCCACAGAGGCGGCCUCACACUGGGACUGAGCAUCUCCUAAGCCCUCGGUACUUUUCCUGUUCUUCUUUUAGUGGAGUUCCAAGCCUGUUACAGAUGUGGGCUCUUUCAACUGUCACUUUCCACUUUUAUUAAAUGAAGUGUCGAUUCCGGGCAAUUACAAGUGUUCUGUUCCUAGAAGACUAGAAAAGGAAAUUCAGCGAGAGAGGGACGUGUCCGUUGGGCUGAUUCCUUCCCCAACCUCAUGAGUUUUGAAUUGUCUAAGAAAUUGCUCAGUAGUUAAGCCAUCUCCACAAUUGUCAGACUAGAGUGCACAGCUAACCCAGCCAAUCUCCAGUUCUUUCUAACUUAGAAGAUAACAGAAUUGUAACCACGGCCUCUGCAGGGCCACAGAAAGAGGGUGAAAUCUAUGGCCAAAGUGGGGCUUGGUGUGUUGAGGCUGCUUGGCCUCAACUGAGGCGGCUCAGCCCGGCGUAGGACUACAGAUGUCCCUCUGGAUGGGAACAAAGGUGCCAGGGCAGAGGACUGCCUCCUCCUGGGAUGUUCCUCGUUAAGCUUUGGUUUGCUAUGUUAGUCUGUCACCUUGCCCCCUGCAUGGUAAAUGGAGCCUCGUAGCAGUGCUGAGGUGACCUGGCACUGCGGACACUGGCCAUGCUCUGGUUGUUCUGCAACAUAAUCAUUGAUUCUGAGUGUUUACCCUGAUAACGGCUCUGGCAGGAGGGGAGCGCUUAUUAGCGGCCCUAGGCACUACAGUGCCCUGUGCUACCAAGUGGAGCACCCAAUGUUCAGGGUUCUGGAGUCACCAGGAGGGAGAGGAGUGGCUGGACUGGCCACAGGCUGCUGGAAUGCAUCCAGUGCUCCUCUGGAUGGGGCUUGGGCAUCCCUCGCACUGGGUGAACAAGAGGCCAUGAGCUUGUGUGAGCUGCACUUCACUUCCCUAGGGUAAGGAAGAACCCCCUCCCCACCCCCGCCAUCUGCUCCUCCCUGUCCCUUUCUUGUCCUUCACUUUGAAAGAUGUACAGGAAUAAUGCUUGUUCCAGAGUAAGCUUUCAGUCUAGUGGGCAGGCAGGGCAGGGCCUCCCUGGCAGAGCCACUUCUGACCUGGGUCUGUGGCACCACACAUUCCUCUUCUGUCCCCACCCUACCCCUGCUUUCCAGCCUCUGCCGCUAGAGGUCAAGCUGAGUGGGGCUUCUGGACAGAUAGUUCCUGCCCCCAACCAAGGACGUGAUCACCCCUGUAACUUGUGAUUAAUGUCUUCUCGGUGACAGUGGUACUUACGACUUUGGAGGUGGCAAAGCAGGGUUCCCUGCCCAUUCAGGAGACCAGCACAGUGUAUACGCCUGAAAAGUGGGGUACUAUCCGUGACUCCCAUGGGUUACAGCCAGAGACAAGGUAUGGUCAAAGCUGGGCUGGCGAUGUAGAGUCCCACAGCCCCUGGUGGCUGCUUCAGGCUCUGGGUCUCAGGAUGGCUUUCCAAACAUGGCCUGAGAGCUAGGUAGCUCCUUGUUAGACUGGCCUGGGGCUGAUGUCCCCAAGGCCACUUUAUACCUCCACAGCUGUCCCCAGUGCUUGGGAAAGCAAGGUGACUGUCUUGGGUUUUGCCUUUGGAGUGAGGGUGGGUGACAGCACCCCAUAGGUGGCAAUAGGCAGUGCCCGUAAGCCACUCUGACCAAAUUUGUGUGGACUGGAUUUUCCAGAGAAGACAAGCCACUUCCCCUCCAUGGCUACCAUUCCUGAGCCAGUGGAGAUUGCAAGUGCUGUCCCCAUACUCCUCCAAGGGUCUCUUGAAGGUUAGACAGGGGAUCAGGCUAGUCCUGGGCAUGGUUCUCUGAGGAAGUUCCCAUGGCAGUGUUUGGAUUGUGACCCUGAGGUGGUGUGGCAUCCUCACUUGGCAAGCUGUGUUGCGACCCUCAGUUCACUGUGUGUGCAAUGCCACUGUGGGCUCACUGCAGAAAUAAAGCACUACUUCUAUGCCCGA